Messenger RNA from Chlorocebus sabaeus (green monkey), 3172 nucleotides. NCBI's taxonomy places the organism in Eukaryota, Metazoa, Chordata, Mammalia, Primates, Cercopithecidae. The record is from RefSeq and is a predicted model, not a curated record.
GGAGGUGGGCUGGGGGCAGUCAAAGAGGGAGGGACCUCGUGGUGCUGCUUCCAGCUCACUCAUUGUGCAGGGUGGGAAAGUGAGCCCCGACUAGUCCAGAGGGACUGGUAAGAGGCUGUGUCCAGGGCCCUGUCUCCAUUGCCACGCUGCGUAUGGGGGCCUGGACUUUGCCACUAGUGAGAGAGAACAUGGAAGCUGCCGCUGCCCGGGCACUUGCACCCCACCUACCUCCUUCCCCAGUGACUCUUUUCACAGAACAGAUGGACAGCACCCCUAAACUGGAUGGGAUAAAUGCGGCAGAGGGCAGGCACCAGCAAGGGGGUGGCAGUGAGUUUCAUAACAGUUGCCCUCUGCUGACAGUACUGUAGACUUUCUUACCUACCCGUUAACCUUUUCCUUGAAAGUAGGUGCUGUUCUUUCUGCCUUAUUUUCUGCAAGUGGAAGCUGAGGCUCAGAGAGAUUGUGUGGUGGUUUGCCCUAGGUGACAUGUUUGGAAAGAGCCGACCCCACAGGCUUCCCCCGAACUCCUUGCACCUGUUUGAAAUUUACCCCUUCCCCAGACUUCCUUCUUAACCCUUUCUCUCCUAGCAGGGACCAAGCUUGACCUCUCCCUCCCCAAACCCUUCUCUGAUCCUUCCUCUGCUAGCCAAGAGUCAUGCCACUGACCUUCAGGACUUGCAGAGAUUUAAAGCAAGCCUUGGAUGUGUAGGGCUGUGAGGCAGCUGGAGUUGGGAGGCCUCGGCACAGUCUAUGCCAGCAGUUCACUCCUAUGCCAGGCACAUGGUGGCUGGCAGCCUGUCAGCUAAGCCCUGGGGCCUGUUUAGCAUCUAUCAGGAGGGUAUCAGGGAGGCUGGAAUCAGGAGCCCAGCUGCCAGGCCCUGCAGGGAUACUGGAGGACAGUCGGGAGUCACAGCAGAUGGCUCCCUGCCAAACUGCCUGGGUUAUAUAACCGUCUCCUCUCUCCCUGAUUGCCCUGCCAUCCUGGAGACAGGCAGUGUAACAGUGGGGCACUUAAGAGCGUGGGUUCUAUUGGACUUUCAAUCUUACUUGGGCAGGUCUUGAUGUCCUCAGCUGUAAGAGGGAUGUAAUGACAAGAGGAUCUGAUAAGAUGUUAAGCCUUGCUUUGAGCCUGGUGGACAAGGCAAGCGUCCGGCAUGGCGGAGAGAACGUGGCCGCUGUGCUGAGGGCCCAUGGCGUGCGGUUCAUCUUCACGCUGGUCGGUGGGCACAUUUCCCCGCUGCUGGUGGCCUGUGAGAAACUGGGCAUCCGUGUGGUGGACACACGCCAUGAAGUCACGGCUGUCUUUGCUGCUGAUGCUGCGGCCCGCCUGUCCGGAACGGUGGGCGUGGCGGCAGUGACAGCAGGCCCUGGCCUCACCAACACGGUGACGGCGGUGAAGAAUGCUCAGAUGGCUCAGUCCCCAGUCCUGCUUCUGGGUGGGGCCGCCAGUACUCUGCUGCAGAACCGGGGUGCGCUCCAGGCCAUUGAUCAGCUGUCCCUUUUCCGGCCACUCUGUAAGUUCUGUGCGUCUGUGCGGAGGGUGCGGGACAUCGUGCCCACCCUGAGGGCCGCGAUGGCUGCCGCCCAGUCGGGCACCCCAGGUCCGGUGUUUGUGGAGCUGCCCAUUGACGUGCUGUACCCCUACUUCAUGGUCCAGAAGGAGAUGGUGCCAGCCAAGCCACGCAAGGGCCUCGUGGGCCGAGUGGUCUCCUGGUAUUUAGAGAAUUACCUGGCCAACCUCUUUGCGGGGGCAUGGGAGCCUCAGCCCGAGGGACCGCUGCCCCUGGACAUCCCCCAGGCUUCCCCGCAGCAGGUUCAGCGCUGUGUGGAGAUCCUGAGCCGGGCCAAGAGGCCCCUAAUGGUGCUAGGGAGUCAGGCCCUGCUCACCCCGAAGUCUGCCGACAAGCUUCGGGCUGCCGUGGAGACCCUGGGUGUUCCCUGCUUCCUCGGGGGGAUGGCACGGGGGCUGUUAGGCCGCAACCACCCCCUCCACAUCCGGGAGAACCGCAGUGCGGCCCUGAAGAAGGCAGAUGUCAUUGUUCUAGCAGGGACCGUGUGCGACUUUCGCCUAUCGUAUGGCCGUGUCCUCAGCCACAGCAGCAAGAUCAUCAUUGUCAAUCGUAACCGGGAAGAUAUGUUGCUCAACUCAGACGUCUUCUGGAAGCCCCAGGAGGCUGUGCAGGGAGAUGUGGGUUCCUUCGUGCUGAAGCUGGUGGAGGGCCUUCAGGGCCAGACAUGGGCCCCAGACUGGGUGGAGGAGCUGCGGGAAGCUGACCGGCAGAAGGAGCAGACCUUUCGGGAGAAGGCAGCGAUGCCUGUGGCCCAGCACCUGAACCCAGUGCGGGUGCUGCAGCUGGUGGAGGAAACGCUACCUGACAACUCAAUUCUGGUGGUGGAUGGCGGGGACUUUGUGGGCACUGCCGCCCAUCUGGUACAGCCCCGUGGCCCCCUGCGCUGGCUUGAUCCUGGGGCCUUUGGGACUCUGGGAGUUGGCGCAGGAUUUGCACUUGGGGCCAAGCUGUGCCGGCCGGAUGCCGAGGUCUGGUGCCUGUUUGGGGAUGGAGCUUUUGGCUAUAGCCUCAUCGAAUUUGAUACGUUCGUCAGACACAAGAUCCCAGUGAUGGCCCUCGUAGGGAAUGAUGCUGGCUGGACGCAGAUUUCUCGGGAGCAGGUGCCGUCUCUGGGCAGCAACGUGGCCUGUGGCCUGGCCUACACUGAAUAUCACAAGGCAGCCAUGGGUCUGGGGGCCCGGGGCUUGCUGCUCUCACGGGAGAACGAGGAUCAGGUGGUCAAGGUGCUGCACGAUGCCCAGCAGCAGUGCCGAGACGGCCACCCGGUGGUGGUGAACAUCCUCAUUGGGAGGACGGACUUCCGCGAUGGCUCCAUUGCUGUAUAGGGCCUUGUGGGGUCAGGAUGCUUGGCUGCCUUCCUGCCGCCGGACUGUGUCCAGCUGGUUUGGAGUCUCAUCAUUGCUUGCCCUGGGCCUAUCCCAUGAGGCCCGAUGAUUCCACAACCUCCCUGAGGAGGGGAUGGAGGGGUCAAAGCUCAGAGAGGCUCCCUUGUGAGCUCUUCAACCCUCCUCUCCAUGGACCCAACUGUGCCCUUUGUCCCCUCUCUUACGGAGACUGAAUAAACCACCUCUGGCCCACGUGGGCCCACACACUCAAUCUCA